AUGGAAAACAAUGGCGCUCCCGACGAAGCUUCAGACAAUUAUUCUCGACGUUUCACGACGUUGUUCGGUGCGGGGAGACUCGGGUUUUGGUCGCCGGCCGAGGGGGAGUCGAACGGAGGUAAUGGAACGGUCUACGGUGGUCGGACGACGAGGGAUUGGCCAUGGAAGGAGACCGUUGGGGAGAUGAUAAAUUUGGGGGAUUGCGCACCGUCUAUAACCCACAGAGAUGUGAAGUGCAGCAACAUAUUGUUAACUGAAAGCCUGCAUGCCAAGCUCUCUGAUUUCGGGUUGUCCAAAGCUUUUCCAUCGUUACUGGAGUUGCUGGUACCCCAGGAUACCUUGAUCCCGAGUAAGUAUUCUACUUCGAAUAGGUUGACGGAGAAAAGCGAUGUCUACAGCUUCAGGGUAGUCCUUUUGGAGAUCGUUACGAACCAACAAGUGAUUAUGAAAUCGUAUGAGCAGACUACACAUAUAAGCCAAUGGGCUAGUUUGAUGUUAUAUAAUGGUGAUAUCAAAAGCAUAGUUGAUCCAAGAUUGCAAGGAGAUUUUGACAUUAUCUCAAUGAAGAAAGCAGUUGAACAGGCAUUGGCUUGCGUUUCUCAAACUUCGAUGAAAAGGCCAUCGACCAACUACGUUGUGGCGGAGUUAAGUGAGUGUUUGUCGACUGAGGUCGAAAGGAUCCGACAGCACAACAUUCAGUUGGCUCCAACUGGAAGUAAUUCCCUCCCCUAG
Molecule: messenger RNA, 732 nt
Organism: Hibiscus syriacus
Lineage: Eukaryota; Viridiplantae; Streptophyta; Magnoliopsida; Malvales; Malvaceae
Product: probable LRR receptor-like protein kinase At1g51890
Exons: 3
Coding region: 1-732 (243 amino acids)
Biological process (GO): protein phosphorylation
Molecular function (GO): protein kinase activity; ATP binding
Source: RefSeq, a predicted model, not a curated record